ACGUGAACUGCCUGGGAAAGAGACGUGCAAACUCAACAGAAGGCUUGAAUUUGGACACGAAUUUGUAGAUUUUGUCGCGCAACGAAAAACCCUUGUUUUUAUCCUAAAUAGGAUGGCAGAUGAAGAAGCUUUGCUCAAGAAAAAGUUGGAGAAUACCACUGAUUUCGAAGAAAGACGGGAAAUCAGACAACAACUGAGGGAAGUGCGAAAGAAGAAACUUGAUGCUUUACAAUCUGAUACAACAGCAAAUGAAAGACCAAGGAGAAGGGAAAGAGUGAAAAGAGAAGAACAGUCAACGGUCAUUACAGAGAUGAAAACUACAGGUGUAAGCGACAGUGACACCUCACAGCCAACACAGACUACUAUCGAGGUUAAUUAUAGUCGUACUGUUGUUACUGAAGGACCUUCUGAAAAUGGUAUUGAGAAUGGACAUGUUGAAAGCGAAAAAUUUGUUGAGGAAGAAACAGUUUGUGUUGAAGAUGAAACUCCAGUAGAGAGGCAACCAGUUGAAGCAGAGAGUGGAACUCAAUUUACUGUACAAAUCAAUGGAGAGAAAAGUCUGCAGGAUAGCGAGGAGGAGCAAGGGAUAUCAGCACCUCAAGAAAUCUCUACAGAAACUGAAAUUGUGGUUGAAACUUCAGAAACAGCUACUGAUAGUAAAGAAGAAGAAACAGGGAACAAGGAAGACGAAGAAGUGGAAGAAGAAGUGGAAUUGACACCAGAAGUGAUUGAGAAAAUGGAAGAUGUAGAUCAACUUGAAAAGCUGCUCAAAGAUGUUCCUCUAAAUGAAUAUGCACUUAGAAAGGCAAUAAGACUGCAGAUAAGACAGCUCAAAGUCAAGCAAGAGGCAAGCAAAGAAACUGAAAAUGCGUCAAGGUUAAAAAAGGAAAAACGGGUUAGUGAACAGGAUAAUUUACCAGGAAAUGAUAUACCCUCAAAACGUGCACCAUCUCAGUUGUAUGGAACUGGCGAAUCAAAUGAAACUAAAACUGCAGCAGAUUCGACAUUGGACAAGCUUGAAACCGAGAAUGAGAUUAAAACAAACGUUGGUGAUAAAAAGCGGCAAUCAUUGGCAAGUGACUCUGAGGCAGAUGAUGCUUCAUCCUCCAUUUCCAGCUCAACAUCCGAGGGUACAUGUACUUCAGAAUCCAAUCCCAAAACUCCACCUCCACGACCUCCAAAACCUUCAAGACUCCCAGCGAGCCCAGUCACAACUGAUUCGGAACUCAAGGGAGAUUUCAAAACAAAAAUCCUUGGAGCCUCUGCAAGUCCUUUGAGAGAUCUGACAAAAAAACCAAAACCGCCAGGUCCUGAACAAUUGGACUUCCGAGGACAACUGAAGAAGACUGGUUUGAGAGCUGAUAAAGAUCUGACAGCACAGGGGAGAAAGCAGCAACAAGAGGGAGACUUCCGUAGACAGCUUAAGACAACAGGUGUAGAUACAUCAAGAAAUCUGUCAGCAGUGAGAAAUGUGGGUAAGAAAAAGGGGGGAGUUGAACAGAUUGAUUUCAGAGGACAUCUAAAUAAAACAAAGAGUUCAGAAAGUGCUGUUGAUAAAAAAGGGCCACCACGACCUCCUCCAACAUAUUUAUCAAAGAAAGCCGAACCUGGAGCUUCAUCCUAUCAAUCCCCUGCGAGAACCCAAACAAGAGAAGCCAGUGAAGAUGUUAAGACAGCUGACGCAAAAGAGAGUCGAAAGAUUUCUAGUGCAGACUUGUUGAACAUGUUGCAUAAACCUGUUGAGACAUCUAAGGAAAGUUUUCUUGUGCAGCGUGGUAUCAAAAAGGCUGAGACACCAAAAUCUGCAGCCCAGAAAUUUAUUGUACCAGCAACUGAUGAGAACUUUCAGGCUCGAAUGGCACAGAGAAAGGAGAGAUCAGAUAAACUUAUCCUAUCUGUCAGAGAUUCUCAAGCACAAAGGAGGACUUCUAGUGGCGAUGAAACGAAAGAUUUUCGAGCUGUUCUGAAAAAAGCUGCUAUCCAAAAAUCAAGAGCAAUGCCGAAAGAAGCUGAUCUGGAAACAGGGGAAGGACCUUCAACUGGCAGAGUCAAACAGAAUGAAAGAUUUUCCGUAGACAUCCAGGACAAGAAUGAACUUCAAAAGUUGAGAGCUCAGCUAAUACAAGAAAAAGAAACAAAGGACAAGGCAGUUCCAGGAGGUAAAAGUGUGACAAAAUCUGUCAAGUCAGAAGGAGAUGGUACUAAAGAAGUCACGACCACAACAGAGAAGACUACCGAAGUUGAAGAGACAGAUGCAGGUCCAGCUGAGAUUACCAGAGAAGUUAAAAAGACAACUGAGGUUCACAAGGCCGGUGGAGCAACCAUGACAGUGACUAGAACAUCUCGGACUACGGAGAUGCGACAAACAGGAGGAAGUAAAGGAAUGUCAAUUGAUGCUCUGUUUGCCCAGAAGAAGAAAGAGAAAAUGAUGGCCAAGAAACAGCUACAGGCAGACACAAAAAACAAGAGAAUGGCUUUCAAACAGCAGCUGGAGGCUCAAUCCCCAAAAGUUGAAGGAGGAGGGAGAAAUUUCACAAGUGGAAACACCGCUGUGAACCAGCUGCAGGAAUGGUGUCGUCGAAGGACCAAAUAUCACGAGGGAGUAGACAUUCAAAACUUUACAACCAGCUGGGCCAAUGGUCUUGCUAUGUGUGCUUUGCUGAAUUACUUCCUGCCUGAGAAGAUUCCAUAUGACACUCUAGAUCCUAGCGACAAGAGGGGAAACUGGGGACUUGCUUUUAAAGUUGCAGGGGAAGAGGGCAUUGAACCACUGUUGGAGUUGGAGGAUGUCAUGUCAGUUGAGGUACCAGAACCUAAAAGUCUGAUCACGUACGUCCAUUUUAUCUACCAACACUUUGCUGAGAAACAACAGCAGCAGAAGAAGGCAUAGAUACUCCUCUGUUGACCAGGUCCUGUGUAAUGUAAUCCUCCACAGAACAAGUCAAUAAUAAUGUCAUUUUAUAACAAUUAUUAAGGGUUUAUUCGCCAUUAAGUAUAGUCCUAGGAGGAUUGGGAACAAAUCUUUUUGAUAUCUGUUCAAAUAUCUCGGCCAGCCUUUUCAAAGAUUCUUAUUUGGCCGCCUUUUCAGCCUUGUUAUAAUAAUAAUCCCAAUCGGUUUACAAAGUUUAUUUCAUAGAACAUCCAGUAAUAGUAUUGUCCAGUAUAUAGAAAUCCACUUGUAAGUUAUUUUAUAUUAAUUUCAGAAGAAGUAAAGAUAGGGCCGAUCAUAUAUGGCCUAAAUAAUGUUCAGAAUAUUAAGCAUUUUUUCAAAAAUUGAAUCUAAUUGUUUUCUGAUGGAAUCAAUUAUGCUAUUAGCCAUCAGAGUUCAGUUUAGUAGCGAUUUUUUUUUUUAUGUAGAUUAGUUGUGUAACAUGUAAAUCAAAUGAAUUAUUCGAAUGGGUUUUCCAAAAGUGCUGCUGGAAUCAGUCUUUGAUAAUGUUGAAACAAAAAUAUUAUAGUUUUGAAUUAAUACAGUUUAAGAUAUUAAAAUUUUGAUUUUGAAAUUUUCAAUAUAAUGCCUUACCAAAGAAUCUUUUGGGGCAAGUACCAGUUUUACAGUCAGUUCUGAGGCAUAAAUUAAGUUUUUGUAGGGUUUUAGUAGAUUUUGCCACAUUGAAUUUUCAUGGUACAAGAAAAGUGUACUUUGGAAGGGAUAUAGGAAGAGGAUUAGACUACAAGACAUUACAAUGAGUUUUGUACCGACAAAAAGUCGGCUUCAAUCGUUAGUUAAGUCUAUUUUUGUUGCGUUUAGGGACUACUUUAUGUUGCUUUGUGUUGGGUAAUAAUGGUUUAAGUUUAACAAUUUGUUCAGAAUUCUAUUGGUGGAGAAUCACAACUUUGAACAAUUUUGAAGUAACUUUCAAUUGUCAAUAUGUUAGUGUCGAGUUAAGCCCACAGUGAAUAUUUCCCAGCAAAAAUGCUCUUAUAUAUUUACUGUAGGUAGAGCUCAAGGAGUGAGUAUUUAAACCAAGCCGGUUUAUGUGAAGUAGAGGUUGUCACGGGGCGCGGACUAAAUUGAAUUACUACAACUUGGAAGAGGCAGUUCGUAACAAAAUGUUGUUCGUAGAUGUAGUAAACUUUGGCUCAGACUUUCAAGUUUUCAGAAAUUCACCUAUUGUGUUAGCCUAGCUUGUAAAUUCACUUGCUUUCUCCGUUAUCACGUGACUACGUGACUUUUACUUGUGAAACAAAUAUGACAAGUUUGGAAUUUUGAACUUGUUGCGUAUGUCAGUGAACGAACUGAGAGCCUUCUUUAUACAGAAAUCUCUGUCAGUUGGUUAAAAGAAACAACAACAACAACAACAACAACAACAAAAAAACAAAGGAAAAAGAACUGGGUUAGUAAUAUAUUUGUAGACCAGGGGCCAGAUGUUCGAAGGGUUAUAACGCUCAGUUGAUAAGUAUUGGUGAAACAAUCUACACUUAUCCACUGAAUACUGAUUUAUCCGGUGGAUAGCGUCAUACACCCUUUAAACAACUGGGGCCAGUACUGUAGCAAAAUUUGUGCACAAUGUUUACUUCAGAGAAGAGUGAAUUUGAUAAUUAAACAAUUUUUAUUGUAGAUAAUUUAAAGUAAGUUUUACAUUAUACAAUACUAUCAUAUAGACGAGUAUUAAAAUGUUUGAAAUAUAUGGCAUAUGA
Molecule: messenger RNA, 4641 nt
Organism: Orbicella faveolata
Lineage: Eukaryota; Metazoa; Cnidaria; Anthozoa; Scleractinia; Merulinidae
Molecular function (GO): protein binding
Source: RefSeq, a predicted model, not a curated record